Mixia osmundae IAM 14324 is the source of this 1526-nucleotide messenger RNA. RefSeq lists its product as uncharacterized. The coding region runs from base 239 to 1246 and encodes 335 amino acids. The record is from RefSeq and is a predicted model, not a curated record. The transcript has 4 exons. Lineage: Eukaryota; Fungi; Basidiomycota; Mixiomycetes; Mixiales; Mixiaceae.
GAGCCCAUGUGUGUAGUGCAGGGUCAUCCCGCUUGGCGAUCGACUGGUCCGGUCGUGCAAGUGUCCGAGACAGCAGACCGAGGAGACAAGCGAGUGGGAGCCAGUGCAUCGUACCAGGUCUGCGCCUGAUCCGGCUUGGCUUUGGCAUGGACAUUCGCGUCGAUGUCGGUGACGGCGGCACUGGGCACAGCUGACCGACCGUCAACGUCAAGCAGAACAUUGGCCAGACGGGGAGCCGAUGUCAGUGAGCGAUGCGGCUAGCAAGCCCGCUGUACCAUCAGCGCAGCCUGCCAGGCUAUCGACCGCCGAGGGAUUCGUUUCAGGCGCAUUGGCAGCCUGCGUAUCCGCAACGGUGACGAAUCCAGCAGAAGUGGCCAAAACACGCUUGCAGCUCGAUGGCGAGCUCCAGAGCAGAACGAGUGGCGCUGCAGGACGACAGAAAGUGUACAAGAACGCCUUCGAUGCGCUUGCAAAGACGUGGCGCUAUGAGGGUCUAGCGGGCGUACAACGAGGCCUGGGGGCAGCGUACGCCUACCAGAUCAUGCUCAAUGGUAGCCGGCUGGGGUUCUACGAGCCAAUACGGCGAAGGAUUAACAGGAUAGCCGGACGGCAGACAGAUGCUCAGACGAUAUUGGGCAAUCUGACUGCAGGAGCAUUGUCCGGUGUAGUGGGAGCCAUACUCGGCAACCCACUCUUCCUUGUCAAGGCGCGAAUGCAGGCCUACUCGCCCAGCAAUCCCGUCGGAGCACAACAUUAUUAUGCCAAUGCUUGGGAUGCACUGCGCUCUGUCUACCGCGCAGAAGGCUUCAAAGGCCUCUGCCGGGGCAUGGAUGCUGCCAUGCUGAGGACAAGCAUGGGCUCGUCUGUGCAAUUGCCUGCCUAUAAUCUUGCAAAGUCGCGACUGGCCGAGUAUCUACCGGCUACGAGCAUAUGGACCUAUCUUGCAGCAUCCACCUUUUCCGGCGCCUGCGUUUGUCUCGUCAUGCAGCCAGCAGAUACGGCCCUGACGCGAAUGUACAAUCAGUCGCCCAAUGCGAUAGGGCCGGAUGGUAAACCUCGCGGACUGCUCUACAAGAACCCGAUAGACUGCCUAUGGAAGACAUUGCGUGCAGAGGGCGUAAGAGGGUGGUAUAAAGGUUCGACGGCGCACUUGAUGCGCAUCGCACCCCACACGAUCAUCACCCUCGUCGUCAACGAAGGCAUCACUCAGUGGUGGAUCAACAGCAAAAUGACCGCAUCGACCUGAUCAGUCGCACGCGCUCCGAAGCCGGUACAAGCAGUGUCAAGGCAGGCAAAUCUUGUAAGCCAUUGUAUAGCCUCGCCUGGACCGCUCCUGUCUUGUCUCAUGCAUAUGCAAGGAAGUGCACGGGACAGAGACCAUGCAUGUUUGCCUGUCCCAAGCAAGAGGGGAAGGGUCGUCUAUUUUGUGGCCUCGUACUUUAGCAGUAGCUUUUCCAGGUCGAAAGCCGGAUUAUUCGGAUCGCUUAUGACCGAAUCCGCACCGCCUUCCCUCUCGAGCUUCUGCC